CUUUCAAUCGUAAACAAACAAACAAACAAAGCACUCGGAUUCAAUCAGAGUCAGCCCACAAAGUACACGCUCCCCCCCUCUCUCUCGUCUCCCAGUCAAAAUCCAUCACCAACCCCACUUUGUAUAUGCUCCGGUUUGUGAGGUUCUUAUCUUCAAACUCUCUCACAUCUUCCUUCUGAACCACUCUCUAUGUUCUUCUCACCACCAAAUCAAAUCUCUCUGCUUCAUCUACUUCCUCCCCAGAAUUUUCCCCUGGAUGUUUAUAGUUUUUGUCUGACAUCUUCAUCAUCCAUCAUUCAUCGAUUGUGUUAGACGUACCCAAAGGACUUUGAGUUUUGUUAUAUUCCUUCGAUUUUCCAGUUGUGGUUUGAGGCACUAUUUGUUCACAGUUUCAGUUAUAAAUCAUAGCUGAUUCUCCAGAAUUGAAGUGUUUGUGUGUUCAUAUAUUACAUAAAUGGUACUGAGAAUUUAGACUUGGAAUUCGGGUUUGAAUUUAUUUUCUGGAAACUGGAAAGCCAUGGCAAGAGGCAGAGAAGACUACGAGAAGAACAUGGGUUUGCUCAAACUCUUGCAGAUUCUCUCGUUCUUGAUAGUUUUUGUUAUGGGGGUCGUUAUAGGAUUAGCAACGAGGGCGCAUAUGAACCGGUAUUUUGGUUCCCAAACUGAGAAUUAUUCGCUUAUCAAUCACCUCUCCGCCAAUAAGCCGCACGAGGAGAAGAAUUGUACAACUGUGCCAGUUAGUGACAAGGUUGAUUGUAUGAGCAUGGAGACGUUUCUUCAGCCGAAGACUUUGACACACGGUUUGUCCGAUGAUGAGCUCUUUUGGAGAGCUUCAAUGGUGCCGAGAAAGCGAGAGUUUCCAUUCAAGAGAGUGCCUAAAGUGGCUUUCAUGUUUUUGACUAGAGGACCUUUGCCCUUGCUGCCAUUGUGGGAGAGGUUCUUUCAGGGCCAUGACAAGUAUUUCUCAAUUUACGUCCACGUGAUUCCGGGUUAUAAGCUCAAUGUAUCUACCACCUCUCCUUUUUAUCUACGCCAAAUCCCCAGUCAGCCGGUUUCAUGGGGGACACUAACGUUGCUUGAUGCAGAGAGGCGCCUUCUAGCGAAUGCCUUGCUUGACCUCUCAAAUGAGCGCUUUGUUCUUCUCUCGGAGAGCUGCAUCCCUAUCUAUAAUUUCACAACUGUCUACGAGUAUCUCGUUGGUUCAAACCAUAGCUAUGUCCAGUCAUACGAUGAUCCUGGGCGUUAUGGCCGUGGGCGUUACAGGCGCAAUAUGUUUCCCGAUAUUACACCGCGUCAGUGGAGGAAAGGGUCGCAGUGGUUUGAACUUAGCCGUGCGUUAUCUGUAUAUAUAGUUUCGGAAACAAAGUAUUACACAAUCUUCAGCAACUAUUGUUUGCCUGCAUGCUACCCGGAUGAGCAUUACCUGCCUACUUACAUCAACAUGCUCCAAGGCUCGCUGAAUUCGAAUCGGACUGUGACAUGGGUUGACUGGUCACUGCGAGGUCCGCACCCUACAACGUACGGAGGAGACAAUAUUACAGAAGAUUUCCUGCGGUGGAUAAGGAAUAAUGGAGCGCCGUGUCAGUACAAUGCGGAGAUGAAAUCCAUAUGUUACCUAUUUGCUCGGAAGUUUGCACCAACUGCAUUGGAGCCUCUGCUCAAGCUCGCCGCGGUGGUGAUGGAAUAUUGAGAAUUUCCGGCUUUUUCAGCGGAGAAUUUUGGUAGGACUCGAGUCGAUUUUGUCACAAAUGCAAAAAUGUACAGGCAGGUAGUUUUGGAUAUAGAGAUAUUAUUGAGUUGGUUCUCUCCGUCACUGAGUUGAGAGAAUGAGUUAGUUCUCAAAAUUCUGAAGGAAAUCAUCAAUAUAUUAUACAAAAGUUAUAGUUAAAUGUAUUUGGCUUGAAUUUUCUCCAAUGCACAUUAAUUGCGUAUUUAAGUUACACAGUGGAACAAAAAUCGUUAGAUUCAGUUAAAUCAAAUAAUUUAACCGUUUUGUUAUAACAAGACCAAUAAUAUCAAUCCAAUUUUUCUUGUGUAUUUAUAGUAAUUUCAUCCCAAAAAGUGACAGCAAACCAGCAUCCAUAGCGUACUGAUAAGAAUAUAUAACUUUUGUAGCUAAAUUAGUCAUACAGCUACCAUCUGUCUGUGAAAAAAAAAUAACAGAAACUAAAAUUUUAAGAAAAAAAAUGGAAGCUUUUUUCUCCUGCAAGGGACCAUGGUAGUAUCCAAUUCAAUCAAGGGUUUUUACAAAUCCAAAACUAUAAAAAAUUGAGAAACAAAUUAAAAGUUGAGAUCGAUGAACACCGUACUUAACGGUAAACACAGAGCUCUUGGAUGAACCCUCAGUUAAAAUUCUUUACCUUGUUGCAUAGCACGGCCCAAGAAGAACCAAACCAUUUGAAAAACUGAUAUUCCAAACAUAACAAAACUAAAUGAAACAUCAAACCUCAGAAAUCAUAAUGCUUCUAUACAGUGAAUGAUCUUUAUGAACCACAAAUCCUAAAAGCUUAUCACCGGAAGAUGGGAAUUACACAUUUCCAUUGGCCAAAGGAUGAUACACCCAACGUCAAACACCUCAUCAUGAUCAAACCAAACUAAACUUUCAUUCAAUUAAGUCUCGCACACUUUAUUAAGUUAAAAAGAAGAGUCCAAUUCUACCAAAACUACAUACAGAAACCGAGAACAAACAGUGGUGCAAACCUAGAUAAACGUCUAGAUCAACAUUAACAUUAGCCACAAACCUAGAUAAACCAACA
This is a messenger RNA of Pyrus x bretschneideri (Chinese white pear), 2756 nucleotides long. RefSeq names its product glycosyltransferase BC10. The transcript has 2 exons. Gene Ontology annotation, molecular function: glycosyltransferase activity. The coding region runs from base 518 to 1690 and encodes 390 amino acids. Lineage: Eukaryota; Viridiplantae; Streptophyta; Magnoliopsida; Rosales; Rosaceae. Gene Ontology annotation, cellular component: membrane. The record is from RefSeq and is a predicted model, not a curated record.